AUGGCAGAAGAUGCUUCAGGGACAGAUGGCCUCCAGGUCACUGUGGAAUUCACUGGAGGCCUCGAGAUGCUCUUCUCCAAUCGAAGGAAGCAUCAAAUCACGCUCCCUGUCAGGGAUGAAAAUGACGCAGCGGCGAACAUCGCAUAUCUCGUGCGGUACCUGUGUCAAAACGUGAUGAGGGAUCAUCGUAAAGAGCUGUUCGUGCUCGAUGAUACGGUGCGGCCCGGCAUUCUGGUCCUUAUCAACGACGGCGACUGGGAGUUAGAAGGGGGAGAGGAGUACGAAAUUCAACCGAAUGAUAACAUCCUCUUCGUCUCCACGCUGCACGGUGGCUAG
Coniosporium apollinis CBS 100218 is the source of this 336-nucleotide messenger RNA. RefSeq names its product ubiquitin-like modifier 1. Lineage: Eukaryota; Fungi; Ascomycota; Dothideomycetes. The transcript is spliced from 3 exons. Bases 1 to 336 code for a protein of 111 amino acids. Gene Ontology annotation, cellular component: nucleus; cytoplasm. Gene Ontology annotation, molecular function: protein tag activity. The record is from RefSeq and is a predicted model, not a curated record. Gene Ontology annotation, biological process: tRNA thio-modification; protein urmylation.